CAGAGAUCAUAUCCACCCGAGCAAUUUGACGUAGGGUCUGUGAUAACAAUUCGUUCGUAUAUCUAUUAUUGAAUUUAACAUAAUGGCAAGUGAUACUGAAGUAGUUCCUGCCGCAGAAGCUCCAGUGGCUGCAAAGUCAAAGAAAAGGACACCCACUAAACCUAAACCAAAAGCAAAACCAGCGACUGUUGCCACCAGCUCAGCCAAGAAGAAGAAACGCAAGGGAAAGGGCCCAGGGAAGUACAGCGUACUGGUGGUUGACGCGAUUAAACAACUGGGCGAGAGAAAUGGUUCGUCGUUGGCCAAGAUUUACAACAAAGCCAGGGAGGCGAUCUGGUUCGAUCAGCAGCAUGGACGAACCUAUCUGCGAUAUUCUAUUCGCGCGCUAGUUCUGAACGAUACCCUGAUCCAGGUAAAGGGUACGGGUGCGAACGGUUCUUUCAAACUAAACAAAAAGAAGUUUGAGACAAAGGCACCGAAAAAAGCACCAACGCCUGUUAAGGCUGUAAAAACAAAAGCACCAGCUAAGAAGGCAAAGGCAGCCAUCAAAACUAAGGCGAAACCGAAGGCUAGCCCGAAAAAGAAGUCGACACCCAAGAAGAAGCCGGCCGCCAAACCAAAAAAGCUGGCGGCCAAAAAGGCAACUCCGGUUAAGAGUAAGAAGCCAAAGCCGAAGAAGGCGAGCAAACCUGCCGCCAAGUCUCCAAGAAAGAAGUAGCAUACCCAACCCAACACCGGAAAAAAAAGACUUGAUUUAUUUUUGUACAUGUUGUGGUUUAAACGAUGAUUGGACUUUUUUAUUCGCAUCGAAGUGUGGCCCAAAUGUUAGGUUUGGCCAAAAAUUUCAUUUAUAUUAUUUUUGUACAUCUUCAGCAAAUGAUGGUAUGAUGUGUAAACAAUUGUGAAACAUUUACGAUGGGGCAUCGAUGAGUCAAACCGCCCAGUCCAGAUUUGAAUUGUGGGCAACGCCCCCAGUUGUCGGAAAUACACUAGUUAGUUGACGAGGCUUGCUGAAUUACUGUAACUAAAGUAAAAAAUAAAAGACGGCAUUAUCUGGAACUUAUGUUUCGUUUAAAUGUUUGUAUGUGUAAUGUAGGCAUGUAGCCUUUGUUGCCUCAAGCAGUUAAAUUCUCUGUAAAUAAAUUGCAAUCUAAAAUGA
This is a messenger RNA of Osmerus eperlanus (European smelt), 1159 nucleotides long. RefSeq names its product histone H1.10 (gene h1-10). The record is from RefSeq and is a predicted model, not a curated record. Bases 83 to 718 code for a protein of 211 amino acids. The transcript has a single exon. Gene Ontology annotation, molecular function: DNA binding; structural constituent of chromatin. Gene Ontology annotation, biological process: nucleosome assembly. NCBI's taxonomy places the organism in Eukaryota, Metazoa, Chordata, Actinopteri, Osmeriformes, Osmeridae. Gene Ontology annotation, cellular component: nucleosome.